AUGCCGUCGAAACGAAAGCGCGAUAUCGAGGAUUUCGAUCCUAACAAGUCGGAUUCCGAUGACGAGAACUUCGAGCCCGGCGCGGACGGCCCCCCUGUUCGCACCAAGAAGCGAUCGCGCGGAUCCAAGAGUCAAAGGAAUACCGGUGGCGGUGGACGGCGCCGUACCAACCGAUAUCGAGGAUCCGACAUCGAAGACGAAGACGAUGACGACGUGUCUGAUAGUCAAGACGAGGGCUCCUUCGUUUCUGAAGAUGAAGAAGAAGAAGAGGUCAUGCCCGUCAAUGCAGCCGGACGUAGAUCAAGAAAGGCCGCGACCAAGCACAAUAGCUAUAAAGAAAGCGAGGAUGACGAAUCCGACCCGGCUGAAGAAUCAGACGAUGUGCUCUCGGAGGAUUUGCCUAAGCCUAAGAAAAAGGACAGCUUGAUGAUCAAGCUCAAAGUGCCAAAGACUGCUCCGACGCCCGCGCCUAUCACUCGGCGAUCAACUCGUGCUCACACCGAGGAGUUCCCCGAGGAGCACGUUGAACUCACCAAUUCCGGCAAACAUGGACGCCCUGCCUCGCGUUCUAGGAGCCCCGAGGCCUUGGCCCGUACUCGUUCAUCCCGGUCGAUUAAGGGCUUGAAGAAGGGACCCGAGACGAUUGAAGAGGCGACCCAGGAAAGCAGCGGCCCCCGGGAGCAGGAUGUCGAUGUUGAUGAACUGGCCGGCGAUGAUGAAGUAGCUGUUGAAGAAACAAAGGAUACCGAGAUGGAGGAUGUCAAAGAAUCGACAGAGCAUGUGAAAACAGACGUUCUUGUGGACGACGAUGAUGACGACGAAGAUGAAGGUCCAAUCAUCACGCGACGAACCAGGGCGAAGAGAGGCAGUGGCUCUGGAGCUGCUGGGGCUGGGGAGCCGGAGGCCGAUGCCGAAGGCGAAGCCGAUGACGACGUUCCCAAACGAUCUGGGCGGCUGACUCGCCGGAACGGCCUUCGGAAAUCAAAAUCUGUUCAAGAGCCAAGUAGUGAUUUCGAGCCCGGCGAAGAGUCGGCAGAGGAGGAAGCCCACAUGUCCGAGUCACCGAAGAAAGAUUCCGGCGACGGUGAUGACGGUGAUUUCGACAGCCCAGCCCCGCGCGGUAGGGCCGCAAAGCCCAAGGGUCGAUCCACCCGGAGCUCGCGCCGUGGCGCCGAGUCAGCCGAGGAAGCCGAGCUAGACCAAGACGAAUUGGCUGAAGAGCUCCACGAACUAAGACAAGACUCGCGCUCACGUCGUCCUCGACGACCUUCACCCGCAAUCAUCUACCAAGAAACAGCAUCGAAGCGACGCAGAGCCGCCGCAAAGCCGAUGAACUAUUUCAUGCCGCCUCUCUCUGCCGUGAAUAUUGAGGAAGAUGACGGCGAAGAUCCAGCUCCGACUCCUGCACGUCGUCGCGGUGGCCGUGGGGGUGCAAGCCAAGCUUGGGAUCGCGCCCUCAACACGACAUUUGGACCUUUCGGAGGCGGAGGGGGCGCCGGAUCGCUCCUCGCCGGGCCCUGGGGGACCGGAAUGGCUGCUGGAGGUGUCGAUUCUGACAGUAGCGACGACGAGAUGGGCCAACGCUCAGGGCCUGCCGCUGGCAAUGUCGGCAUGACGCCUACAUCAGCCGCCGCUCCGGCCGGACUUCUUCCUGGUCUUGCACAGCCUUUGGGCGGGGAGGGCGUGGGAGCAGCUCCCAACGUUGGCAAGAUCAAGAAUCAAAAGGCUUUGGCAGAUGCCGACCCUCUCGGAGUCGAUCUUACCGUGGACUUCAAUCAUGUCGGCGGUCUCCAGGGCCACAUCGAUCAGCUGAAGGAAAUGGUCCAGCUACCUCUUCUCUACCCCGAGCUCUUCCAGAAAUUCCACGUCACGCCACCUCGGGGUGUUCUUUUUCACGGUCCACCCGGUACUGGUAAGACUCUUCUUGCUCGAGCCCUAGCCAAUUCCGUCGGCAUUGGCGGGCGCAAGAUCACUUUUUACAUGAGAAAGGGAGCCGAUGCUCUGAGCAAAUGGGUCGGUGAAGCCGAGAAGCAGCUGCGUCUGCUCUUUGAGGAAGCCAGAAGGACACAGCCUAGCAUCAUCUUCUUCGACGAGAUUGAUGGCUUGGCUCCGGUGCGCUCCAGCAAGCAGGAGCAGAUUCAUGCUUCCAUCGUCUCAACGCUUCUGGCCCUGAUGGACGGUAUGGACGGCCGCGGACAGGUUAUUGUAAUCGGCGCCACCAAUCGUCCAGACAACAUCGACCCAGCUCUCAGGCGACCCGGACGUUUCGACAGAGAGUUUUACUUUCCACUUCCAGACGUGGCCGGUCGGCGGUCAAUCCUCGAUAUCCACACUAAGGAUUGGGGUCUUUCGGAGCCAUUCAAGCAACAGCUCGCCGAAAACACCAAGGGCUAUGGUGGUGCUGAUCUUCGGGCCCUUUGCACGGAGGCUGCUCUCAACUCCAUCCAAAGGACGUACCCGCAGGUUUACUCGUCAAAAGACAAGCUCAUUGUCAACCCCGACAAGAUCAGUAUCCACGCGACGGAUUUCAUGCUGUCGAUCAAGAAGAUGAUUCCGUCGUCUGAGAGGUCCGCGGGCACAGGCGCUGCUCCCUUGCCAAAGGGAAUUGAGCCGCUGCUUAGGGAUCAGUUCGGAUCGAUCAAGAAGGCUUUGGACGAAGUGCUUCCUCGCAAGAAGAAGUUGACAGCGCUAGAGGAAGCUAUGUACGAGCAAUUCGAGGACGAAGACCACGGCUUCGGCAGAGAAGCUCUGCACCAAGAGUUUGAGCGGUCUAGAAUCUUCCGCCCGCGAUUCCUGAUCCAUGGCUUUUCGGGCAUGGGCCAGAGCUACUUGUCCUCUGCCCUACUGCACUAUUUCGAAGGCGUGCACGUUCAGAACUUUGGGCUUCCCAACUUGUUAGCCGACGGACGACCCAUGGAGCAGGUGAUUGUCAGUUUAUUCACCGAAGUCAAGAGACACAAGCCAAGCGUUAUUUACAUCCCAAGCAUCGAAUCGUGGUAUGCCGCUAUGAGAGACACACUACCAUUCAUCACAUUCAAGAACAUGCUCAAGUCCAUACCGCCUACGGAUCCCAUUCUGGUGCUUGCCACAGCAGAAUAUGACGCUGGGGAGGACCUCGCGUCUGACCUCGUCCGGGAGCUUUUUGCCUUCUCGCGCAAGAAUCGAUUGCAGAUCCAGCGGCCGAAGCAUUCAAAUCGGCGGGAAUACUUUGUUGCCAUUGUCGAACACAUUCGCAAGAGUCCGGCCGACUUUCCCGAUCCUGCCAACCGAAAGAAGAGAGUCUUGGAGGAGCUACCCGUUGCUCCGCCGCCGCCACCAAAAGUCCCCACCAAAGAAGAGAUCAAAGCUAUGCAGAAACGCGAUCAUCAGUUGCUCAACAUCUUGAAGGUGCAAUUGCAGCCCAUUAUGGACCAAAUCAACAGAAAGUACAAGAAGUUUAGACAACCCGUGAUUACCCCCGCCCAGCUGGAGUACCUCUUCCUCGAAAAGGAUCCCAACUAUGUCCGCCCCGACGUAGCGGGUAUGGAGCACCGGCCCUUUGAGAUCGUCAAGGACAAAUAUGGGGACGACGUACUACGCGAAACAACUACGGGCAAGACUUUUUACAAUCUGGAAACCACAACCAUUGAGGAGCGGUUGUCGAACGGCUUUUACUGUCGACCAAAGGACUUCCUUCGCGACAUAAAAUCUCUCGCCAAAGAUUCCAAAAACAUUGGCGAUAAAGAGCGGACGCUCAAGGCAAAUGAACUUGUUAGCAAUGUCGAAGUCGACGUCGCCACGAUUGAGGGCAACACCAGCACUGUGGACUGGGAGGCGUUGCAUCAGAGACAGCUCCAACGCGCCAAAGUUGCAGCUGAGAAGGCACGGAAGAGAAACGCGCUCCAGUCUGUUCUCGAUCGAGUUCAAGGCGAUCUGGGAGGCGGUAAUGACAGCGACUCACAAGGGCCGGUUACUCUGGGCGAGCAGAUUCCUGGGUCUGGUCAUGCCAUGGCUCGUUUCCAGGUUAUGAGCCCGGGACCGAGCGGCGGCGUGGGGUCGCAUCAGCAGAGCAACGGCACAUCGAAUCCCUCUCGGCAGAGCGACAUACACAUGAGUGGUGUGGACGACGACACGACGCAAGACAGCUCCAUGCAGCCGCCGGCUCAAUGGCCGUCGCAAGGGAACGCGACAAUGGGGACUACACAAGUAUCCCAGCGAUCUGUCAUCACCACAGUUCCCCGAGGUAUGUCGCCUUCUGCGAUUGUGAACGAUGCUUCCACCACGAAGACGUCAGAUCCAUCGGACAGAUCGACAGACAAGUGGAGCACGCAAGCGACCGGACCGACAAAUGGGUUCCAUCCAGAUCAAUCCAGCCAGGGGGACAACUCGCAGCUGCAAGAUACCCAGAUUCCUGCUGGUAUGGAUCCCGUGAGCCAGGCUACUUCCAGCGACGCGGCUUGGCCACAUUCCCAAGCCCAUGGUAUGGCGCGUGGGAUCAUUCACCCGCCUGGCAGUCAGACGUCGUCUCCCAAUAAGUCCAGGAGCUCAGGAGACUCGAAGCACGCUAUGCCCUUGGUCAACAUUCUUAAUGACUCGACCAGCGAAGACAUCAGAAACUCUGGUUCAUCGUCCUCGCAGCAGCAGCCUGUCAUUCAUGAGGGUCAGGUUGCACAAUUCCUCGACGAAUUGACGGAGAGAACCUCGGGCUGCACCAUUGAGCAGUUGGAGCAGAUCAACCGCGAGCUCAUGGACGAGAUCUGGAACACGAGGCACGAGUGGAACCGCAUGAAGGUGCUUGGCGAUCUGACCAACGUAUUCAACGAGACCAUCAGCGAUAUUGAGAGCAUCCAAGGCUUGUUCCAGCAGAGCCAGCAUACAUGA
This is a messenger RNA of Colletotrichum orchidophilum, 4860 nucleotides long. RefSeq names its product ATPase. The coding region runs from base 1 to 4860 and encodes 1619 amino acids. The record is from RefSeq and is a predicted model, not a curated record. Gene Ontology annotation, molecular function: chromatin binding; histone binding; ATP binding. NCBI's taxonomy places the organism in Eukaryota, Fungi, Ascomycota, Sordariomycetes, Glomerellales, Glomerellaceae. The transcript has 3 exons. Gene Ontology annotation, cellular component: nucleus. Gene Ontology annotation, biological process: positive regulation of transcription by RNA polymerase II.